Messenger RNA from Oncorhynchus keta (chum salmon), 1261 nucleotides. RefSeq lists its product as uncharacterized. Gene Ontology annotation, molecular function: methyl-CpG binding; zinc ion binding. NCBI's taxonomy places the organism in Eukaryota, Metazoa, Chordata, Actinopteri, Salmoniformes, Salmonidae. The record is from RefSeq and is a predicted model, not a curated record. The coding region runs from base 71 to 1159 and encodes 362 amino acids. Gene Ontology annotation, cellular component: nucleus. The transcript has 3 exons.
UCUUCAAAUGAGACCAUAAAGGGUUAUAUCUUCUGACCAACACAACCACAGACCUCCGUGCUCCCACAGUAUGGUCAUGUCCAGCAGUGUACACAACGAUCACAGCGGUCACAACCUGUCCUCAACCACAACCACGCGCGGUCACCACCCUGAUCAGAGCGGUGCGGUCGCCGUGGGCGGUUGUGGUCUCACUCCGGUCCUGGACUAUACGGCUGAGAUGGAGCGAUACCAAUCCUUCGCUAACUUCUACACUAAAACCAACGUGAAUAUGAACGCAGUUAACAGCACGAACUUCCCUCAGUCGGCCAAGCUUGCCCACAUCACCGCUCCUAUGUUCCCCGGCGGCAGGCUCGGAGUGGCGGGCGUGUCGCCGUGGGGUUGUCAUGACAACAUCAACAUGAAUAUGAACGUCAACGCGGCGAUGCUUUGGGGGCGGAAACCUCCCGUGCAUCAGGCCACGCCCCUAGCGCCGCCCGCAACACACCCGUCGCCCUCGACAACGCACAUGCAGCCCCACCGGACCGGUCAGGGUGGAGAGGGCAAGCAGCACGCAAGACAUGGAGGACACACCUCCUCACAGGGACAGGAAAUGCAUCAUCAUCACGGGAAUAACAACUUCCAGUCCGGCUAUGCUGCCGCCAAUCACAUGACCAAACAGGGCCAUGCCCACCAGGACAUGCUCAGCUUAUCGAAUCGCAGCAGCAGUGGCAACGGAGGAGGAGGCGGAGUCAACAUGUCCAACUUCCCUGCCGGAAUGUUGGGGUUACCACCCGGAGUCAUCGUCAUGGCGAUGGGGUCGCACAAUAACAUUUCGGACUCCUCCCACUUCCAGAUGACGACCAAUCAUAACCAACUUCUGUCGGACUGCCACCAUGUGAACCAGACAAACCCCUCACCCUGCUCUUCAACCUCGCCGGGGAUGACCUCUGGGGGUCAGGGGUCAGGAGCCUCCAAGAGGAAGAGGAAGCGGUGUGGAGUGUGUGCCCCCUGCAGAAGACUGAUUAACUGUGGGGUGUGUUCAGCCUGUAGAAACAGGAAGACAGGUCAUCAGAUCUGUAAGUUCAGGAAGUGUGACGAACUGAAGAAGAAGGCUGGGAGUAUACAGCUAGAGAGUCCUCCCUCGGUGCCCAGUGGAGAAGCUUUCAGAUGGUUCUUCUAGAUGUCAGACCACAAGCUCACUCCAAAUACCGUUCUGGCCAAUACCAGGGCGAACCAGGUACAAAACCAGGACGAACCAGGUCCCAUACCAGGACAAUACCAG